AUGGAUUGGGUCAUUACCUUGUACGCAAUCUGCCUUGCAGGCAUGAUUGUAGGUCUUGCUUUUGUGAACUUCUUGUCCCGCACGAGCAAAGUACGAAGACGACUCGCGCAUCUGCUUGAGAAGCAUUUGCUCUAUCGACUCCUGGUUCAUCGUCAUGCUUUAUUCGGUCCUUGGAAUGUCGUGUCCUUGCUACUUCCAACAGUGUACAUAGGCGUAAACGCGUUUUGCCUGGCAUUCCGACCGUCUACGUUUCUCUCCCGCUCGGGGAACCUGGCUUUACUCAAUACACUCCCUCUCUUUGCCAGUCCCUGCUUGGACCUCACGGCAGACAUACUGGCUAUACCUUUUCGGCAUUACGCGGCAAUGCACAGGUGGCAGGGUCGCGUAGCAGCGAUGCUUCUAGCGGCUCAUAUCGUCAGUGCUAUGCAAAACAACCAAUACCAGGUCCAGGUACCGGAUCGUGUUAACGAGCUUCUCAUGCUAAUUGGUUCCAUCGCAAUGGUCGCAGCGGCGACGAUUUCCUUCUUACCCUUUUUCCGUCGCCGUAUCUACGAGCUUUGUCUCAGAACCCACCAGGCACUCGCUUCUCUGGCGGCAGUGGGGAUUGCACUGCAUCUGCUAUCGAUUGCUGGCCGAUCUUGGCAGUGGGUGUAUAUCUACCUUGGCGUGACUGCUUUGGCCACUAUGAUACAAGGCUGCUUGGUGGCAUUUCGUAACAAGGCUAUGGGGCAAACGUUUGGACGAGCCUACAUAGACCACGUUACUGGAACCGUGCGAAUCUCCAUCAGGCUGUCCCGACCACUCAAGUUCGAAGCGGGCCAGUACCUGUUGUUGUGGAUGCCGAGAGUCCGGCUGUUUGAGUGCCACCCCUUCGUCGUGACUUCGUGGGCGGAAGCGGAACAAGGCAUUGUCGACCUCUUCAUCAAGCCCCGACGAGGAUUCACUUCCAGCCUGGUUCGGUACUCCCACGAACACGUCGUGCCUCGACUGGCCCUUUUCUCUGGGCCACACGGAGUCAGCAUACCAGUGUGGGACUAUGAGGCAGUAUUCAUGGUGGCUACUGACCACGGGAUCGCAGCCCAGGCGCCAUACUUGAAGAAGCUUGUUUACGGAUACAACCACUGCAGAGGGCGCACGCGACAGAUACACCUCAUCUGGCAGGUGACCAAUCUUGGCAUCGUACAUGCGGCGGAAUCAAUCCUGAACCCUAUACUCAACGACGACACAUUGGACGAUGGCUAUAUCCUCGAGAUUUCGAUUUAUUACGAGAUGCAGGCAAAUGGGAUGACCGUGGAAGAUCUCAAAAUGCUCAUUCCGGGUUGCCUUAGCGACGAUUUGAUAACUAAAAACGCUUCGACGCACCUCUUGAACGCGUCUGAUGUCGAAAAGCUUGUCACGAAGCAUAUUUACGGCGGCACAAGUCGUUUACAUGGCAAACCGGCUCGGGUGAAGGACUUCGGCACGAGGGCGCGGCUCUAUGUGGGCAGCCCAGACCUCGCAUCGAGCUUGUGGAGUGAGGCAUCACGCCUCUUCGACGUCACACCGCCAGAAGCAGUUGGGGAGAUAGGAGACAUGCUAAUUCUUGUGUCCACUGCAAAUGAAACGCGAGACGCACUUUGCGACCUCGCAGGGGGUUUCGUUAUCAAGGAAAGUCACCCGCUUUAUAACACGUACCGGAGGGAACGAGCCAUUCGCGGAUAUCUCGAGAGCAACCUCUGCCUUCGGGAGCUUGAUUACCAGCCGGCUGAUUGA
Messenger RNA from Colletotrichum truncatum, 1752 nucleotides. Its product is annotated as FAD-binding domain-containing protein. The record is from RefSeq and is a predicted model, not a curated record. Lineage: Eukaryota; Fungi; Ascomycota; Sordariomycetes; Glomerellales; Glomerellaceae. Gene Ontology annotation, biological process: iron ion transport; copper ion import; intracellular iron ion homeostasis. Gene Ontology annotation, cellular component: plasma membrane. Gene Ontology annotation, molecular function: ferric-chelate reductase activity.